AUGGCCGACGAGGAACAAGCAGUCCAGCGCCCGGCGCAAAUCUACCAGACGCCAGACUGGGAGACGCCGACCGCCAACAAGCGCCGCUCCCUCUUGGAUCGAUUCGUUCCAGCAUCGGUGACACCUAACCGCCGCGCCACUCCUGGCGAGGGUUAUGCCAAGGAGAACAGCACCUCUACCGAUUCCCAUCAUGCCUACCCGGCUGUCCCAGCAGCAGCAGCAGCCGCUGCGACGGCGUCUCCAAAGACGCAUCCUUCUCUCCACGCCCGCUUCGACGCUCUGCUGCCCCCUAACAAGACCUACGCCGGCCUCUCCCGCAAGAGGUUUCUACUCUUCGUCGCCCUCCCUCUCGCCGUCCUCCUCUUGUUCGUCCUGCCCCUCGCCCUGGGCCUCGGCCUCUCGAAGCGUGGCGGCGGCGGCGGCGGCAAGCAGGACCUGCCCCUGCCCACGAACGGGGAGGUCCACACCGGCGACCUGACGUACUACGACGUCGGGCUCGGCGCCUGUGGGCACACGAGCAGCGACAGCGACAUGAUCGUCUCCGUCUCGCACUACCUCUGGGACGCGGUCCAGACCGGCGGCAACCCAAACAACAACCCGCUAUGCGGCAAGAAGAUCCGCGUCCGCCGCGACGCCGAGGGCUCUGUCGACGUGACCGUCGUCGACCGCUGCACCGGCUGCGCGCCAACCGACCUGGACCUGAGCCCGGCCGGCUUUGAGCGGUUGGCGAACAAGGACGAAGGAAGGGUGAAGGGCACCUGGAGCUGGCUGGAUUAA
Molecule: messenger RNA, 777 nt
Organism: Colletotrichum graminicola M1.001
Lineage: Eukaryota; Fungi; Ascomycota; Sordariomycetes; Glomerellales; Glomerellaceae
Exons: 1
Coding region: 1-777 (258 amino acids)
Source: RefSeq, a predicted model, not a curated record